Psilocybe cubensis is the source of this 1968-nucleotide messenger RNA. RefSeq lists its product as uncharacterized. The transcript is spliced from 4 exons. Gene Ontology annotation, molecular function: biotin--[biotin carboxyl-carrier protein] ligase activity. Lineage: Eukaryota; Fungi; Basidiomycota; Agaricomycetes; Agaricales; Agrocybaceae. The coding region runs from base 1 to 1968 and encodes 655 amino acids. The record is from RefSeq and is a predicted model, not a curated record. Gene Ontology annotation, biological process: protein modification process. Gene Ontology annotation, cellular component: cytoplasm.
AUGAACGUCCUUGUCUACUCUGGCCCAGAAAUCCUUCAGACCUCCUUCAACCACACACUUUCCAGCCUUAGGAGUAUACUAGUACCCAACUAUACUGUUCAGGCUAUUACACAACAAGCGUUGACCUCUCAGCCAUGGCAGAAAUCUUGCGCAUUGCUUGUCUUGCCCCGGACCCGACAGCGCUUCAUAUCGCCGUCGUCCAAGCACAUCAAGGAGUUCGUUGAGGCCGGAGGAUCGUAUCUCAUGCUGGGAACGGGAGCCUCUAUCACAUCUAGGUCAGGCUUUGAUUCGACUGUGUUGAGCUUUAGUUCGGAAAUGCCAGAGAAACCACUCAAAUUUUACGACAAUUUCAACAAUUGUUACAUCACCAUUGAGGAGGUUGCGAGUGGAUCCGAAACUAAAGAGCGGGCCAUUACCCUGCAAUGCUCAGAUGGGACCAAGGUGGACGGCAUAUAUGACAGUGGAGAAGCAGAUUUUAGUGGGUUCGAAGACCUGAAAGGAGUUUCCGUCCUGGCAAAGUACACCAUUGGUCUUUCACCAACAAUAGCUGGAUUAACGAUGGAGGUCAACAAAGGAAAAAUAUCAUUAUGGGGCCCCGGAAUAGAGUAUCCUUUGAAGGAAGAACCGAUGUCUUCCAUCAUUGCAAGCUCGCUUAACUUCUCUUCAGAAGAUAUUGACAAGUUUGACACGACGAGGAAGACCCUGAUUGUCGCAACCUUAACAAAAUUAGGACUGGAAGUACCGCAAGCGACGGAUAAAAAAGCCACCAUCUCUCGACCACUUCCCCAGUUCCUAACCUCAACUCCUGUCAAAAGUACCAUUGUCUCUCAAAUAACAGAUGCAAUCGCCGCACCUCAAACAGGAUCUCAAUUAUCAUCGCUCAAAGAUUCCAACGACGAAUUUUAUUUCCACUCACUCCAAGAAAGUUCAGAUCUCAUAAAUGAAUCAAGAAAUAGUUCCAAGAGUCCCAGUGAUCCAUCGACAUGGCAGCCCAAACACAUUAUUAUUUGCAGAGAUGGUGCACUACCCAGUCCCUCACUCACGCCUUUAUUCAACCUGGAUCUGUUUUAUAAAUCCUUGUCAUCCGCCCGGACACAAGAGGGACUUUUGAGCUCCCCUGAUUCUUGGGGUAUAGGAGAAGCUCUUUUGUACGGCGAAGCAGUCACUAGUACUCAGACCAUGCUCGACAAGAACCCACAUCUUCUUUCCAACCUGCCUGCACCGCUUCUCUCGCUAGCCUCCUACCAACUUGCAGGCCGUGGGCGUGGUAGCAACGUCUGGUUAUCUCCUUCAGGAUGUCUGCAGUUCUCCAUCCUUCUCCGCGUCUCUCUUUCCGACUUCCCAGGAAAUAAGCUUGUGUUCCUUCAAUAUCUCUUUGCGUUGGCCGUAGUAGAAGCAUGCCGCGACGAGACCGUCCUAGGACCUAAAGCAGGCGACAAGAUCAGGCUGAAAUGGCCAAAUGAUAUAUACGCAUCCGUUGGCAUGGGACGCGACGACUACAGAAAGAUCGGGGGCGUGUUGGUAAACACCAGCUUUUCAGGAGGCAAGGUGGAUAUUGUAAUAGGUUGCGGACUUAACGUGCUCAACCUGCCUCCGAUUACAUCUCUUACCCAGCUGCACUCGUCAACGCGUGAAUCGUUGAGCAUGGAGCGCACAGCGGCAAUGAUCAUGGCCAAAUUCGAAUCGAUGUGGACAAUCUUCGUCAAAGAGCGUGGAUCCUUCCAGUCCUUCAACGACCUUUACCUGAAACGCUGGCUUCAUUCAGACCAACUUGUCACGCUGACCACAACGACGCCGCAUACCGCGGUGCGUAUCGUUGGCAUCACUUCAGACUAUGGGCUAUUGCGGACCAUUCCUGAGCGGUCUGGCAUGUCGAGGUUCUCGGGAAGAGACGAAGAUUACAUCGAUCUGCAGCCUGAUGGAAAUAGUUUCGACUUGAUGGCAAAUCUCAUUAAAUCCAAAUCCUGA